AUGGUCGUGGACAGGCAAAAGGUUGAAACCAGUUCAGAGUCCAGGAGGUACAGAGUGGCAGACAGGCUUGAGGUCAAGGUCGACCCCCCCACCCCUCACCCCCAAUCCUACUACCAGGUCGACCCCCCAACCCUCACCCCCAAUCCUACAACCAGGUCGACCCCCCACCCCUCACCCCCAAUCCUACUACCAGGUCGACCCCCCCCACCCCUCACCCCCAAUCCUACUACCAGGUCGACCCCCACCCCUCACCCCCAAUCCUACAACCAGAUCGACCCCCACCCCUCACCCCCAAUCCUACUACCAGGUCGACCCCCCACCCCUCACCCCAAUCCUACUACCAGGUCGACCCCCCACCCUCACCCCCAAUCCUACUACCAGGUCGACCCCCACCCCUCACCCCCAAUCCUACUACCAGGUCGACCCCCCCACCCCUCACCCUCAAUCCCACUACCAGGUCGACCCCCCACCCCUCACCCCCAAUCAUACUACCAGUUCGACCCCCCACCCUCACCCCCAAUCCUACUACCAGGUCGACCCCCCACCCCUCACCCCCAAUCCUACUACCAGGUCGACCCCCCACCCCUCACCCUCAAUCCUACUACCAGGUCAACCCCCACCCCUCACCCCCAAACCUACUACCAGGUCGACCCCCCACCCCUCACCCCCAAUCCUACUACCAGGUCGACCCCCACCCUCACCCCCAAUCCUACUACCAGGUCGACCCCUCACUCUCAAUCCUACUACCACCCGACCCCCACCCUCACCCCCAAUCCUACUACCAGGUCGACCCCCACCCUCACCCCCAAUCCUGCUACCAGGUCGACCCCCCACCCCUCACCACCAAUCCUACUACCAGGUCGACCCCCCGCCCCUCACCCCCAAUUCUACUACCAGGUCGACCCCCACCCCCACCCCUCACCCCCAAUCCUACUAAAAGGUCGACCCCCCACCCCUCACCCCCAAUCCUACUACCAGGUGGACCCCCACCCCUCACCCCAAUCCUACUACCAGGUCGACCCCCACCCCUCACCCCCAAACCUACUACCAGUUCGACCCCCCACCCCUCACCCCCAAUCUUACUACCAGGUCGACCCCCCCACCCCUCACCCCCAAUCCUACUACCAGGUCAACCCCCACCCCUCACCCCCAAUCCUACUACCAGGUCGACCCCCCACCCCUCACCUCCAAUCCUACUACCAGGUCGACCCCCCACCCCUCACCUCCAAACCUACUACCAGGUCGACCCCUCACCCCCAAUCCUACUACCAGGUCGACCCCCACCCCUCACCCCAAUCCUACUACCAGGUCGACCCCCACCCCUCACCCCCAAUCCUACUACCAGGUCGACCCCUCACCCCCAAUCCUACUACCAGGUCGACCCCCCACCCUCACCCCCAAUCCUACUACCAGGUCGACCCCCCACCCCUCACCCUCAAUCCCACUACCAGGUCGACCCCCACCCCUCACCACCAAUCCUACUACCAGGUCGACCCCCCACCCCUCACCCUCAAUCCCACUACCAGGUCGACCCCCCACCCCUCACCCCCAAUCCUACUACCAGGUCGACCCCCACCCCUCACCCCCAAUCAUACUACCAGUUCGACCCCCACCCUCACCCCCAAUCCUACUACCAGGUCGACCCCCACCCCUCACCCCCAAUCCUACUACCAGGUCGACCCCCCACCCCUCACCCUCAAUCCUACUACCAGUUCGACCCCCACCCCUCACCUCCAAACCUACUACCAGGUCGACCCCCACCCUCACCCCCAAUCCUACUACCAGGUUGACCCCCACCCAUCACCCCCAAUCCUACUACCAGGUCGACCCCCACCCCUCACCACAAUCCUACUACCAGUUCGACCCCCACCCCUCACCCCCAAUCCUACUACCAGGUCGACCCCCACCCCUCACCCCCAAUCCUACUACCAGGUCAACCCCCACCCCCCACCCCUCACCCCCAAUCCUACUAAAAGGUUGACCCCCACCCCCUCACCCCCAAUCCUGCUACCAGGUCGAGGCCCCCCACCCCCUCACCACCAAUCCUACUACCAGGUCGACCCCGCACCCCUCACCCCCAAUUCUACUACCAGGUCGACCCCCACCCCCACCCCCUCACCCCCAAUCCUACUAAAGGUCGACCCCACCCCUCACCCCCAAUCCUACUACCAGGUCGACCCCCACCCCCACCCCUCACCACAAUCCUACUACCAGGUCGAGCCCCCCACCCCUCACCCCCAAUCCUACUACCAGUUCGACCCCCACCCCUCACCCCCAAUCCUACUACCAGGUCGACCCCCACCCCUCACCCCCAAUCCUACUACCAGGUCAACCCCCACCCCUCACCCCCAAUCCUACUACCAUGUCGACCCCCCACCCCCCACCCCUCACCCCAAUCCUACUACCAGUUCGACCCCCACCCCUCACCCCCAAUCCUACAACCAGGUCGACCCCCCACCCCUCACCCCCAAUCCUACUACCAGGUCAACCCCCACCCCUCACCCCCAAUCCUACUACCAGGUCGACCCCCCACCCCUCACCCCCAAUAUUACUAUACCAUCUUAA
Molecule: messenger RNA, 2565 nt
Organism: Oncorhynchus masou masou (cherry salmon)
Lineage: Eukaryota; Metazoa; Chordata; Actinopteri; Salmoniformes; Salmonidae
Exons: 4
Coding region: 1-2565 (854 amino acids)
Source: RefSeq, a predicted model, not a curated record